Messenger RNA from Callorhinchus milii (elephant shark), 2714 nucleotides. Its product is annotated as zinc finger protein 76. Gene Ontology annotation, biological process: regulation of transcription by RNA polymerase II. The record is from RefSeq and is a predicted model, not a curated record. Gene Ontology annotation, cellular component: transcription regulator complex; PcG protein complex; nucleus. NCBI's taxonomy places the organism in Eukaryota, Metazoa, Chordata, Chondrichthyes, Chimaeriformes, Callorhinchidae. The transcript is spliced from 17 exons. The coding region runs from base 436 to 2232 and encodes 598 amino acids. Gene Ontology annotation, molecular function: RNA polymerase II cis-regulatory region sequence-specific DNA binding; DNA-binding transcription factor activity, RNA polymerase II-specific.
GCCCGGGACGCUGAAUGCGGCGAGGCGAUCCAGCGGCGCGGAGCGGGCUCCGACUGCGUCAUGCCGGGUCCGGGGCGGCGCGUUCCCGCCACAGCGCUUCCUGCACUGGUGCAUGGCGGUCGCACGGAGGAAUUGUUGGAAAAAAAAGCAGGGUCAACAGGAGCUGAGUGGAAAGAAUCCCUGCUCUAGUGGCUGUCAUCUGCCCCUCCAAGUUCUAUUGAUGAGCCAGGCUGAAUGGCCUGUCGUCAGCAAUGUCUGCGGAUCUGCCUGGCUCAGGAACAGGACUACCGAGACUGGUUGACUUGAUUCUGACCUUCUGUUGCCAAGCAUGUCACCUUAGCUUUACUGGUCUUGUCAAAGUAUAUCUGUCCUUUGAGGAUUGAUUGCAGCAAAGAGAACUCAAAGGUUGAGGUGAAUUUGGAUAUACACUAAACAAUGGAAAGUCUGAGCCUACAGGCAGUGACCCUUACAGAUGGCUCGACAGCCUACAUUCAGCACACACUGAAAGAUGCAAAGUUGGUUGAAGGGCAGACUAUUCAUCUGGAAGAUGGUACGACAGCCUACAUCCAACAAGUCACAGUGCAAAAAGGUGACUCUCUGCCUUUUGAAGACGGUCAGGCAGUACAGCUUGAGGAUGGCAGCACUGCUUACAUUCAUCACACCCAGAAAGAUGAAUUUGACCCAGAUGCAGUACAAGCUGUGCAAUUGGAGGAUGGUACAACAGCUUAUAUCCACCACCCAGUUUCGAUGCAGGGUUCCAACACUAUCCUAGCUGUACAAACAGAGGCGGGUUUGGAGACGCUACAAGCAGCAACAGAUGGCACAGUUGCUCACGAGACUAUUGGUGCUCUUGAGCAUUAUGCCAAUAAGGUAUCUGAAGAAGAUGAAGGUGUCAGCAGUACCACUGGAUUACCCUCAGAUAUGAACAAAGAUAAACCUAUGCAGCGGGUCAUUGAUGGUGAAAUGCGGCUCAGCAAAGGCCAGCAAGUUGGGGAAAAGGCAUUCCGCUGUGGGUUUGAGGACUGUGGCCGCCUAUACACAACUGCACAUCAUCUGAAGGUUCAUGAAAGAGCUCAUACUGGAGACCGGCCGUACAGGUGUGAGCAACCAGGCUGUGGGAAAGCAUUUGCUACAGGUUACGGAUUGAAAAGUCACACCAGAACACACACGGGAGAGAAACCGUACAAAUGCCCUGAAGACAUAUGCAAUAAAGCAUUCAAAACAUCAGGAGACUUACAGAAGCACAUUAGAACCCACACAGGAGAACGACCUUUUAAGUGUCCAUUUGAAGGCUGCGGUCGCUCUUUUACCACAUCCAAUAUCCGCAAGGUUCACAUCAGGACGCACACAGGGGAGAGACCGUACAUCUGCUCUGAGCGAGGCUGUGGCCGAGGAUUCGCCAGCGCCACAAACUACAAAAACCACAUGAGAAUUCACACAGGAGAGAAACCCUAUGUGUGUACAGUGCCAGGCUGUGGGAAACGCUUCACAGAAUAUUCCAGUUUGUAUAAGCACAAUGUGGUCCACACACAUUUCAAGCCAUAUAACUGUAACCACUGUGGAAAGACGUACAGGCAAACAUCCACGCUAGCUAUGCACAAGCGCACCGCCCACGGUGAGAUGGACGCAACAGAAGAAAGUGAGCAGGCCUUGUUUGACCAGCAACAAACUGCAAUUAUGGAACCCCCAGUGAAUCGACCACGCAUUACGUACCUGUCAGGGGUAGAAGGUGAUGAUGGAAUUCCUACUCAGGUUACUAUGGUAACUCAAGAUGGAAUUGGAUCUCAAGUAGCGCUUAUAUCACAGGAUGGAAGUCAACAGUAUUCGUCGCAGGUAAACCUGUCGCAGGCCGACCUCCAGGCCCUGGGGACAGCUAUCACUAUGGUCACUCAAGACGGCACCACGAUUGCCGUACCAACACAUGAAGUCACAGGGUCUUCGGGCGCUCACACAGUUACCAUGGUUACGUCAGAUGGCACAGAAGCACAACAGGUUGCGAUUGUGACGUCUGAUGGGAUGGUGACCGGAGAUUCAGCCUUAGCCGCUCUUCACGCAGCAGAGGUUGUGCAGCACCAUCAGCAAGUGGCAUUGGUAGCCACCGCUAAUGGGACACAGAUAGCAGUACAGUUGGAGGAACAGCAGACAUUGGAGGAGGCCAUCGGCAUGGCGGCAGCAGCAAUCCAGCAUGAAGAGCUGACACAGGAAAUGGUCAUGGCGGACAGUGGCCAGUGAGAUCGGGGACCAGGAAACGAGGGAAACAUAGAGAAAGAGCCUAGAACUGUCCAAUAAAAUCCUGGGAACCAAACCGAAACUACUCACAGACUAAAUCAGUCUAUUCUCAGGACUAACAAUUUACUGUGUGUAUGUUAUCUCAACUCAGGUUAUUUUAAAUAAAUGGUAAGGAUUUUGUCCAAGACAGAGAGUUUUAGUGCUGCUGUGCUGAUCUAUAGACGCGUGGAUCCCCUUGUACAGUAUGAGAUUAUAGUUUUAUUGAAAUUUCCCAUAGUGUUGCUUUUUUUUAAGAUGAAAUGUUUACUAAAAGUGGUGUGGGGUUGGGUUCUGUGCCGAGCUGGAGGAAGGAACGGGCUGGGCGUUUAAUGUCAAUCAGUGACAGAUUUGCAUAUGUACGUGCUGUAUUUAAAGACCAGCAUUUGAUGCUAUAUGAAACUGUAUAUUAUAAUAAAUCUGAAAAACCACACACUAUUCUUGACCUA